CGCAGAUAGAGCGAGGUUAGAAGAGAGGCAGGAAUGGGCAAGGGCCUUUGAUAGUCCCACGACUGGUAGCUGGGAUGGAUGGGACUCUUCAGGGAAGGAUGCCAGCUUUGCAGAUGGCUCUUCUUAGGACCCAAUGUGCUCUUCCCAGUGCUGGGUAAAGCCCGAGUGGAGGCAAACAGGAGAGCCAUAACCCCACAUCAGAUCCCCAGAGCAAGGUUCUUGCUAACUAUGGAUAACAAUUUCACCUCGUGGCUGAGCCAGUCUUCCUGGGAGCGGCGGCAGGCAUGGGCCAAGCCAAGCGGCACAUGGCACAGUAUGACUGUAGAAGAGGAGGUGUCCCAGGCCAAAGAGGAAGUGUCCUAUGCUCCACAGGAAGUGCUUGCGUCUUCAUUCUUGGAAGAUGGUUUCUUGCAAGGGAGCUCAUCCAAUAAGAUUGAGACCUGGCUGGAAGAAUGCAGCAUAUCAGGGGAGCCCUUUUCAGAGAGUAUCUCUAUUCCUGCUGCCUCUGGAUCCUGCAGCAACACAACCAGCUUUGAAGAUGACCUUAGCCUGGGAGCAGAAGCGAUGAUGCUAUUGGGCAAAGACAGAGCCGAGCCCAGGUCCCAAAAACGUACAUGUUGGCCUUCCCAACAUCUUAAUCUGGAUCACAGCAUGACUUCCAGUGCCAUCUCUGUCAGCACUAACAAGACUAGCUCCAGUAUCUCCGAAGUGCUGGACCUCUGUGAAGUUGAUGCUGAGACCAUCUUGUCCAAUCUGGGCUUCAUUCAAGAGGAGACACGGGCUGCAUCUUGGAUCCCACCUCGGUUCUUCUCUGUUCCAUCCCAGGCAGAGGGCAUUGAUUUCCAGCUUUUCCUGAGAGCCCAGGUGCAACGGCUAGAGAUGGAGGAUCCUUGCGUGAUGUUAGCAAGCCGGUUCAAGCAAGUCAAGACUCUGGCUGUAACAGCUGAUGCUUUCUUCUGCCUCUACUCAUAUGUGUCUAAGACCCCCAUCCAGAAGAUUUCCCCUGCCCACUUGUUCUGGGACUUCUCAGAAAUCUCGGAUUCCUGUAAUGUUCCUUCCAAACAAGAGACUCUAUCUCCUCUUAAGCGUCUGCAAAGAGCCAUUUCUAUGAUGUGCUUGUACACCUCACCCCAAGAAGGAGGGCCUCCGGGACCUUCCAGUAUGCAAUCUCCCCUGAGCCGCCUGGAACAGAUAGUAUGGGAAGUGAUGGAAAAGACCCGCAAAGACAGAUUCCACUUUGAUGUGGAGGGCAUGAAAGAUGAGGCUCACAUGGUGCUUUCUGAAGCUUCCCUCUGCCACAGUGGAAUGGGAAGUGACUCUUCGGAGUCUACUGUGGUGGAGGGGACUCCUGUGAUUUCUUCCUGCUUCUGCCCUGAAGAUUCAUCUCAUUCUGGGGAAAAGACAGGGCUUACCCUGCUGGGCUUGAGACCGUGGUUUUCUCACUGCACUGGUGGGGCAAGCCUGGAGGGGCCAGAUCAUCUCGGCCAUCGAGAAUUAUACAAUUACAGACUUCAUUCUCCUGAAGUGGUUUCAUCUGCAGAGGAAGGCAGUGAAGAAUCAAGUGGGGAGUGGUCAAUAGAAAAGGACUCGACCCCCAGACAGGAGGACUGUAUGGGCUCCUCAACAGAGGUGGCAUAAUGCAGUGGCUAAAACUGUGAACAAUGAGCUAGCAAGUCAGCAGGUCUAAUGCCACCUUGACUGUGAACUCAGUGCAGAGCUUGGAAAAGUUACUUUUUUGAACUACAACUCCCAUCAGCCCAAUCCAGUGGCCAUG
Messenger RNA from Rhineura floridana, 1774 nucleotides. It is a transcript of the gene TESPA1, whose product is annotated as thymocyte expressed, positive selection associated 1. The transcript has 10 exons. Gene Ontology annotation, molecular function: signaling receptor binding. The coding region runs from base 79 to 1638 and encodes 519 amino acids. The record is from RefSeq and is a predicted model, not a curated record. NCBI's taxonomy places the organism in Eukaryota, Metazoa, Chordata, Lepidosauria, Squamata, Rhineuridae.